AGUCCUUAAAAGUUUAUAUUGCAGUUAUCUGUAGAGUUAUGAAACCAUGUACAGUGACAGGAAGUGGGGGAGGGGGAGCAUCAGUGACCAGUUGACCUGUGGACACACACCUAGUUAUAUCGUAUAAUAAGUUGACCAGUUUGAACUCCAUAUAAAGUGCCGUUACAUCUGAAAGGACAAUGAAGAGUUGAUAUACAAUUAAUUUUGAAGAUGUAUUCAUUGGUGAACGUAGCUCAGAUGUUUAGGUGGUAAGGUUUUAAACUUUCGUUGGAUUACUUAAAAUAGUUAUAAACGGAAGUAAACGAAAUACACCAGGCAGCCACCCACGUAUGAAAAAAGAGACAAAGGAACAAAGUCUACUGAUUUUGCGAAAGUAUUUUUGACAGAUAAUGGCAAGUCGUAACACAAAAUUACAACAAACAAAAAAGUCUGCAAGUAAAAAUGCCGUUUCUGCAUCUACGAGAGCGAAAAAGACACAUCAUCAAAAGGGUACUUGUCACAUUCCGAGCAGUGCUGCAACAUUACAGGCAGCAAGUCUAAGAAAAUAUACUUGUAAUUCAUGCAGUAAAAGUUUACAAACGCAAGUCCAACUUUCACAACACAAAAAAGAUAAACACGGAAUAAAACGACUUAGCAGUGGUAGUGCAAGCUUUCCAGCAAGGCCAUCCAAACCAGGUGUCGGAAGUUAUACUUGUUCCAUAUGCUUGAGCCAUUUUUCGUCCGCCGGCGCAUUAUUGCAACACAGGAACGACAAACACCACGCUAAGGAAGACGGAAGUCUUUCUCAUUCCAUAUCUAAGAAAAAGAAAUCUUAUAACGACGAAUACAAAUGCCCAAAGUGCAUUAAAGGUUUCUCUACAAAAUUUCAACUUGAUCAACAUUGUAAUGACAAACAUCAAAAUAAUGGACAAGUACAAAAUACACCCCAAGCAAGAAACCAUGGCCACAAUACGGCAAAAGGUAACGCAAGACAAGAUGUGCUCACAAAACAAGAGAAAGCUGAAUUGCUGCGAAAUAAAAGGAAGAAAGAAAUUGACGAGUAUUAUGCCAAGAAAGUAGAUAUCGAUAAAGUUGAGAAGAAGGCAUCCAUUCAAAUUGUAAAUGACACACUCUUCGAGAUUAUGUCCCACGUGCAGGGGCAAAGAGGAGGUGAUAUCUACUGCCCGAACCAUGUGAAAGCCGGAAGUUUUCCUGUAAACACAAAAAUUGGCAAACCAGAUGAAUUUGACACAAAUAUCUGUUUGAAAUUAGGACACAAAGAUGUUAAGAUCAGAAGUGGCGGAACGGUAAACUACGCAUACGCACAGACUGAACAUGCAACAAACAUGAAUGUUAAGUGUGAGAUUGGUCAAACCAAAAAAAGUGUAAAGGUUCCGGAUGGCUAUGUUGUAGCAUCGGUUAAUGUCGACAAAAUUCCUGGAGAUCUUAGAUAUGGGAACGAUCUAAUUCCACGGGAGAUGAGAUAUGAUCUUUACCAGAAAAUCAAAACUGCAAAACACGAACGAAAAAUGGCAUAUGUUGACCUAAGCAGGGAUGCACAUGGGCCAGCUAUUACCAUGACCAUUCGCCCACAUAAACCGUUUACUAUUCAGCACCAUAUCAGUGUUGACAUUACAAUAUCCCUACCAAGUGAUAUACCUAUAACAAAGUGGCCGCGCAAAGGAACCAAACAGGCUUUCAGCGAAAAGCUCAUAAGUGAUGUAAAGAAAACUGGAACACAUCUUGUACCAAAGAAGGACGAGUUCUGGGCUGUUUCGUACUCCAAAGCUGAACGAGCAUUAUUCUCUAGAAUUGAUGAGGGUAACGGCUGCAGAAAAUUUGUCUACAAAAUGUUAAAGAAGUACAUGCAAAGUUGUAAAUCUCGCUCAAAAAACGGAUUGCCAGGAUUGUCUUCACACAUUUUAAAGACCCAGUUGUUAUGGUUUUGUGAGCAAUAUACCGCGCCCGAAUACUGGCACAACAAUAACCGUGACGUAUGCUUGAUCGAUGCAUUAGCUGACCUUGAGGAAACACUGAAGAGUGGGCAUUUACAUGAUUACUUUGAUAUAAAAGUUGAUAUACUUAAAAGUAAAGAUGCUGCUGCAUGUACUGAACUGGCAAACUACCUACAUAAUAAGAAAAACCAGUUAGAACGGGAGUGAAACUGACUUGUUACUUUGUUUUAUCUUUAGAUAUUUAUGUUCUGACUCCUGAUACAAUUGGUUAUUUGUUUGCAAGAUAGAACAUAUGUGUAUGCGUGUAGCCUAAGUUGUGUCAUCAUGAAGUUCAUCAAGAAAAUGUGAUCCUGAAAUCCACAGUCAAAAUUGCAUUUCUUACGAGAUGUAGUUUGAUAAAUAUUUGUUGAUGCUUUAUUGUUCGAACAACUUAAAUUUACAGUAAUACUAUUUAUACUUUCUAACUGCCAAUAUUAUAUUCAACAAGUAAGCUUCUUUUAAAAAUGAAACUAGGAGAGGUCUAGUGUUGCUCCUUUUAAAGUUAUAUCAGAGUCGUAGAUAACAAGUGUUAUCUAAUUCUCUGAUUAUAUGAUAGGUUGUGCUACAGAAAAAAAGUUUCCAAGUUGAAGGUCACUGUGACCCAUUAGGGGCUAUAGUCACAUGACCUAAUGACCUCAAAAUCAAUAGGAAUUAAGUCAUAUUCAGGUCAUGAUCAACCUCCGACAAUCAGAGAACUAAAGACCCAAGCAUUUCCUAGUUACUGAAUUUCAUUUAAAAAUGUACAAAUGCUACCGCUGCAAUAAUUGUAAACUGAACUUGGUCCUGGUGAAAGCUGCCAAAUGAGUAUCUUAACAUUUUUGCGAAAACGUCACUUUACAGGCGUGUUUGUCAACUGUCCCGUUCGUUUGGGACCAAAAGAAUAGCUGCCGAGAAGCUUUAGAAAAGCUUAGAAGAAAAUACCAAUCGAAUGGACGUCUGCGGAAAAAUGUAUUUUUUUCAGAGAUUUUUAUUGUUAAUGUGCUAUUUGAAAAAGAAAUUCUAAACAUUU
Messenger RNA from Mercenaria mercenaria, 2982 nucleotides. RefSeq lists its product as uncharacterized. The transcript is spliced from 6 exons. The coding region runs from base 390 to 2141 and encodes 583 amino acids. Lineage: Eukaryota; Metazoa; Mollusca; Bivalvia; Venerida; Veneridae. The record is from RefSeq and is a predicted model, not a curated record.